Alosa alosa (allis shad) is the source of this 1082-nucleotide messenger RNA. Its product is annotated as membrane-spanning 4-domains subfamily A member 4D-like. The record is from RefSeq and is a predicted model, not a curated record. Bases 92 to 679 code for a protein of 195 amino acids. Lineage: Eukaryota; Metazoa; Chordata; Actinopteri; Clupeiformes; Clupeidae. The transcript has 7 exons.
UUCCUCUGCUGCUCUGAGACCGCCUUGUCUCCUCCCCCUCAGUCUGCUCCGUCUCCCUCCCCUCGGUAUUUUGUUAUCCUUGUGUGUGAAAAUGGAGGGAGAGAGUACUGACUCAGAGAGGAAGGCAAAUGGGGUGACUGAAGUUCAAACAGUGACAGGAGGAAACAAGCCGCUACAUCGCUUUUUAGCAGGACAGCCAAGAUACAUUGGGAUUGCGAUAAUGUUCUUUGGCUGUAACGAGCUGAUGCUGGGUCUCCCACUGGUUAGAGUGACCAUAAUGACCUCAGCAAGAUUGUACACUCCUUUCUGGCAAGGCACAUUGUUCAUGAUCUGUGGAAUUUUGUCAAUUCACACUCACAGCUACCCAUCCAAAAAGCUGGUGACUGUGUGCUUGGCUAUGUACAUUGUCACAAUACUAGGUGGUUGCUUUACACUUAUUUUCAGACUGAUUGCCAUUAUAAAUGGAAUGUUCUAUGAUACUUUCCAUGAUGAUGGUGAUGAUGCAUAUGUCCUCCUUGCUCAGCUGAAAAGCACUGAGGCUGUGUUAUAUUCAUCUACAAUAGUUGUGAUUAUUCUCCUCAUUUGUCUUUGCUGUUUUGCCAAACAAUCUUUAAAGUCUUCCAACACACAGGUCAUCAUGCGACAAGUUCUGAUGGUCACAGACACAGAGACAGAAUGAACAGUUACACAGUGGAAAUUUUACCAUUUUCUCAAAACUAAUAACUGAUUAAUUUCACUGUAACCACACUAAUGGACUCACUCUAGUUGGUCAUUAUACCUCAUACUGCAAAACACGAAUUUCAUGAAAGUAAAAAGAAAAGAAAAAAGUUAAUUUUCUUUUAGGAAGUCAUCUAGUCACUGUGAAAAAACAACAUGAUUUUUGAUAUAUUACAUACCUUAUACACCAGUAUAUAUUGGGACUGCAGAGUAGGCUUGUAUGAAAAAACUAAUCUGAGUAACAGCCUAUAUUAAUCAGUUUUAUUUUUUUUUAAGGUUUAACAAUUAGAUGUACCGCAACGCGGUACAAAAUAUGUCCGCCAUUCAGUCCUGCACAUUCUCUCCCGCUUGUCAAUUUGUUUUCA